Molecule: messenger RNA, 2109 nt
Organism: Exaiptasia diaphana
Lineage: Eukaryota; Metazoa; Cnidaria; Anthozoa; Actiniaria; Aiptasiidae
Product: programmed cell death protein 6
Exons: 7
Coding region: 97-765 (222 amino acids)
Molecular function (GO): calcium ion binding
Source: RefSeq, a predicted model, not a curated record
GGUUUUGKCCGUUUCCUUGAUAGCAAUCGAAGGCUUGAGAUCUUGUUGGAAUUCGACGAUGAUAUUUUCUAUUGUUACUGCCUAAAAUCACACAAAAUGUCUUGGAAUCAUCCACAAGGACACCAGCCAGCCUAUAAUCCGAAUUAUGCUCCACAACAGUAUGGACAGCAGUAUGGUGGGUAUCAGCAAGGGCCUCCCCAAUACCAUGCUCCUUAUGGAGGUCCUCCUCAGGGGCCACCCCCUGGAAUAGAUCCUACACUAUGGCAUUGGUUUCAGUCUGUUGAUCAAGACAGAUCUGGAAAGAUUACAGCAAAUGAGCUACGUCAAGCAUUAGUCAAUUCAAACUGGUCAAAUUUUAAUGAAGAAACAUGCCGCCUAAUGAUAGGAAUGUUUGACAAGGACAAGUCAGGAACGAUUGAUAUUCAUGAAUUUUCUGCAUUAUGGAAUUACAUCCAGCAGUGGAAAGGUUGCUUUGACAGCUUUGACAGAGACCGAUCAGGAACUAUAGAUGCAGGAGAACUGAAUCAAGCAUUUUUGACAUUUGGUUAUAGAUUGAGUCCCCAGUUUUGUAAUUUAUGUGUGCAGAAAUUUGAUCGCCGUGACAAGAGAACAAUGAAGUUUGAUGAUUUUAUCCAGUGUUGCGUUACUCUGAAGUCACUCACAGAUGCCUUCAGACAACAUGAYCAYAACCAAUCAGGAUCAAUCACUAUAAGCUAUGAACAGUUCCUUGAGAUGGUUCUAGGCCAUACUCUAUCUGGUAUCUGAAACAUUCAGCUUCAAUGACUAAAUGACUCUGCCUAUAAUCAAGUAUACUAAACCAUUACAUCGUKUACAAAGUUACACCUGCUAAAGGAAUAUAUCUGAACAUUUGCGUUUGGAGUACUGCUGUUGCAUGUAGAUGAGGAAAGUUAGCGCAUUUUCAGUGGGGAUGUUAUAUCGUGAACUGAUAAACAUGUCGGUAUAGUUUGCAAAAAUAAUUAUGGCAUAUAACUUUCCCCACAAAAACUUUAGUUUAUGCUGUUUUUGCUUUUUCUCUCUCUCUCUCUCUCUCGACAUUGGAAAGUAAUUUUUACAAUGUAGUGUUCACACCAACUUUUAAACAUUCAGUAAUGUUAUAAUAUUAUACAUUUAAUUUUUAAACGAAGAUAUCUUUUUUGCUCAGAUUAAUCAGUUAGUAGAGUUAUAACCCAUAUUAUCAGAUAUGAGGAAAACUCGGAUUGCUUGGAGUUUCACUACUUCUGAAGAUCCCGUCUCGAUGGUACUUUCUCCGCUSUUCMCUAUGUUGCUUUUGUUCCGGAUUUCAGCUUUCUUUGAGCUUGUUAAUCGUACAUGAAGACAGCAUWUUGCUAACAAUUUUUUAACAUUUUCGCGGUAAAUGUUGUUGAAUUUAAGAUAAAUAAAAAAGUUGUACGCAAGGCUUGCGUGUAACAUAAAAAAUGUUGCCACCAUUAGAUCCUCUCGGGAGGAAAACGAAAGAUUAUUCAACAGUCCAUGGCUGAACAAAAUAGAAACAAUGAAAUGUAGCCCAUAGCUAAGAUACAACAGUACUACUAUAGCUACGGACAUUUUUAAAACAUUCUUGUUUUGUCUUUGUCUCCGUUUCGCUGUCCUUUCAAUGCUCUCUCCAGGGACUUCGCGAGUGUAAAGUUUGUAGACAAUUAGUGCGUAAGUUAUUGUUACAGCCAGAGCUGGAAAAGCUGCACUUAGUGAAAGAGAAGCAUUUCGGAACUUCACAAAUAUGGAGAACACUUUUGAAAGAUGGCGGCAGUAGUACAGUCCGUUUUGCUUAAAAAUACUAAAGAAAUACAAGUAGGGCGAGUUGAGCAAACCCGAGAGGGUCCAAAUCGCUACUAUGAUGUACUUUAUCCUUAGCUGCAAGGGUCUUUUCAGUGGAUUGGCUACAGCGUGAUACCGAUCGACUGCGAUAAAGACACAACUGUAAAAUGAAACAGUCGACGAGACUUCUCCGGCAAAUGGCGUCAUUUUACACAAAGCAUUACCAAUUUCACCACCUAUGAGCCAUCUGCUGUUGAAGUUUAUGUAAACAAUUUGAAGAGGAGUUCCGAAAAGAGUUGAAAUAAGAUCACUUACAGCCAUGUUUGUCACCAA